This is a messenger RNA of Colletes gigas, 1519 nucleotides long. RefSeq names its product ribosome biogenesis protein NOP53. Gene Ontology annotation, molecular function: 5S rRNA binding. Gene Ontology annotation, cellular component: nucleolus. The record is from RefSeq and is a predicted model, not a curated record. Gene Ontology annotation, biological process: ribosomal large subunit assembly; rRNA processing. NCBI's taxonomy places the organism in Eukaryota, Metazoa, Arthropoda, Insecta, Hymenoptera, Colletidae. The coding region runs from base 119 to 1453 and encodes 444 amino acids. The transcript is spliced from 3 exons.
UAUUUAUAUGCACGUGUCUAGGGAUAACCUCUAAUGUGUCACUACAAAUUUUGUACAAUUUAUAUUCUCAAAAACGUAAAAGUAGUGUAAGUGAUAUUGUAUCACUAAUUAAAGGAAAAUGGUUGAUAGUAAGACCAAAAAACGAAAAGUGUCUAAAAAGAAGAAGAUAUCAUGGCGUAAACAUGUGGAUAUCAGUGAUGUUGACAAAUUCUUGGAGGAUUCUCGAUUAGAAGAGAGAUUAGGCGGUUCUUUUUCUACUCGUGAAAAUUCCGAUUUAUUCGAAAUUUCUACAAAACCUGAGAUUCUUUCGAAAAAAUCACGACGUGAAUUAUUACGGUCGAAAGAACCACGAUGUUUCAAUAUUUUGAAACCUCAUACGUUAGUUCCGGAUCCAAUAGUAAAAAGAAAUCGUGUGAGAACGAAAAAUGAAAGAAAAAAUGCUCUCCUUUUACGGAAAGAAGCUAUUCAAAAAUCCCAAGGAAUUUUAAAGUUGAAAGACAGAGUACGUUUGAGAAAUAGGAGAAUCGCAGAAAUACGAAAAUUAAACAAACCGAAAAGAGGUGAGUUUAACAAAGAUGUGUGGAAAGAAAAAUUUGGAAGUGAAAUUGACACCAAUUGGUUGUCUUCGAGUACCGUAAAACAUAUACUGUCUCAUUUUGGGAUGAAGAAGAAGAAAUUGCCUACUUCGUUGCAUAAGAAACAUUCUGCGAUACCAAUAAUUGAGACACCACAUCCAGGAACAUCGUACAAUCCUUCGUUCGACGAUCAUCAAAACUUACUGCAAACAAUUGCAGAGGAAGAAAUGAAAUUAAUGAAAGAAGAAAAACAUUUGGAAAGAGUUACCACAAAGAUGUUUAAAAAGGUUUCGCCUGAAGAAAAACAUAAGAACUUAAUGAAAGAAUUAUCAGAAGGUCUCAAGCCUGAAGAAACUGAAGAUUCUAUCCAAAAUGAUGAUUUAGAAGUGACAUCUGUAAAUCCACCAGUCCAAAACCUGAAAAAGACGCAUGUACAGAGGCGUAAACAAAAGGAACAAAAGAAGUUAGCUCUAAAGAUGCUCAGAAAGAAAGUGGAAAAGAAAAAAAUCUCUGAUAUUUAUAAAUUAAAAUUAUUAGACAAACAAUUGACUGCUGAAGAAAGAAAAGCAAAGAUUGCUAAAGUGAAGAGGUUGCAAAAAAAAGCACUGAAAGCAAUGGGUACUAAAACCCUUAGUAAAGUCAAAUUUGAGCCAUUAGAACCUGUCUUCAAAUUAACAGAAGAAUUAACUGGAAAUUUACGAAAUUCUAAUCCAGUUGGCAAUUUAUUGAAAGACAGAUUCAAGUCUCUUCAACAGAGGAAUAUUGUUGCUCCUUCUGCUAUUAAAUUAACACGAGACAAAGCGAAAGUGAAACGAUUUAUAAAACCAGAUCACAAAAUUGAUGCAGCCAAUUUGAAAUCAACAAAUACAAAAGAGUAACUUUCAUCAAGUGUUGUACAUGGAAUAAAUAAAUAGCAAUCCUAUCCACAUAUAAUUUAUGAAAAU